GAGCGUCACGUUCUUAUCAGUCCGUCAACCUGAAGCAGUCAUGCCUGACCCACGUGUAGCUGGAGUUAAAAAUAACAUCCCCACCAGCGGCUAAUAUAAACAGCACAGGUGCUGCAUGCAUGUCUCCGGUCACAUGUAAGACCAACGAACUGAGCGCCACAACCACUUGGAAUUGUGUUCCAAUGGGAGUAGACCCUCGACUGAAUGACAUGCGUUGGUGAUUGGUACGGUUCUAAGCUGGGCAUGGCGAUUAAUUUUGUUUCCAGUUGAGCCGCGUUCACUUGGGUUUUCAUCUAUCACCUCUGGCUUAACGUGACAGCAGUGAUCAUCGCCAUUGAUACGUCUGUUUUACAACAGCUGACAAUGUUGUGUAGAUCUUGACUUAUUUCAUCAUUUUGACACAACACCGUAUUUAGCCCAAGUGCUCAUAAUGGCUGCAACGAAUGGGUAUUGCGUCAAUACCAAUAGCAUUUCCAAUGGUAGAAGUGCAAACUGCCAAGAGGCAGACACAUAUAAUUUACACAAUGAAUCUACUGAUGAAAGCAGCAAAUGUUUGUGUAAUACCAGUGGUUUUGAGGAUCCACUGAAGAGCAACACAGUUGCAAGUGACAAUAACAGGACAAGGAAGAGAAAGUCUAAGCAAGCAAAGAAAAACCAAGAUUCAAACCUUUUAGAUGGAGAUGUUUCUGGCAAAUCAACAAAUUCUGCAAAUAACUGUCCAAAGCAUGGAACACACAUGCCACAAGGUUUCUGGGGAAGAAACCUCCCUGGUUGGUGCUUUGAACCAGAGUAUUUCAUGAAAGAAAAGUUGGAAAAGAGGCCUCAUGAGAUUCACCAAAAUGCAGAUUCGUUGUUCAGCACAUCUAGCGGCUUCACCAACUACCGGGGCCUUCUCAACCUGUGUCUCAUCUUGUUGGUUCUCUCAAAUGCCAGACUGUUCCUUGAGAAUAUCAUGAAGUAUGGGAUAUUGAUAGACCCAAUCAGCUGGCUACACUUGUUCAUAAAGGAUCCUUACAACUGGCCAAAUAUCAUAGUUCUGCUAUCAACUAAUGUGUUCAUCUUGUUUGCUUUUGCCAUUGAAAAACUUCAUGCCAAGGACAUUUUGUCCGAGAGCGUUGGUACAGUAUUCAAAGGUCUCAACAACAUCCUUCUACUGGUUUACCCAGCUACAAUUGUGUACAUUUUGCAUACAAGUCCAGUUUUCUCAGUUAACACAUUGGGAUGUGUGACUAUAGCGUUUUUGAAGUUGAUCUCCUACCACUGCGUGAACCGCUGGUGUCGGGAGUCGCUGAAGGCUCAGCCACGGAAGACAGCACGUAGCAAGACCCUCACGUCCGAGGAUGAAGCUGCAAAGCAGGCCAAAGUGGCAGCUGCCAAUGAGCGACUUAUUGGGAAACAAGUGUGCUACCCAGAUAACCUAAAUCUCAAGGAUAUGUACUACUUCAUGUUCGCUCCCACACUGUGUUAUGAGCUGAACUUCCCGCGAUCGGCCCGCAUCCGCAAGAGGUUCCUCAUGAAGAGGAUUAUUGAAAUAUUGUUUCUUUGGCAACUGAUGCUGGGCCUUAUACAACAGUGGGUGAUCCCCACACUGAACAAUGCCAUGCAGCCUCUUGACCAGAUGAAUCUCUUCAAGGUGCUGGAGCGCCUCCUUAAACUAGCCGUGCCGAACCACUUCAUCUGGCUCAUCUUCUUCUACUGGUUUUUCCACUCCUUCCUCAAUGCACUGGCGGAGAUUCUCCGCUUUGGGGACCGCGUCUUCUACCACGACUGGUGGAAUGCAGAGACUGUGUCUGACUUCUGGAAGAACUGGAACAUUCCUGUCCACAGAUGGGCCAGCAGACACCUGUACAAGCCCAUGUUAAGGCAAGGCUUCUCCAAAUUCACAAGUUCCUUGGCUGUCUUCUUUGUGUCUGCAUUUUUCCAUGAGUAUUUAUUGAGCAUACCACUGCGGAUGUUCAAGGUAUGGGCUUUCACUGCCAUGUUCGGGCAGGUACCCCUGGCUCUGUUGACUGGCAAGUACAUGGACGGCAAGACGGGGAAUAUCAUUGUGUGGUUGUCGCUCAUCCUCGGUCAGCCUGUGGCCAUCCUCGCCUACGUUCAUGACUACUACAUCAUCAACGUCGGCACUCUGACAAACCAGACCAUCACUAUUGGCUGAGGCAUCAACAUGACAAUUUCAGAUUUGUAACAUUUUGUAAAUAGUCAUGACUGCAUUGUAGCCGAACGGAUCACAGAGAUGUGUGUGCUCAUUACUGCUGACUUGUCUCAUGACCCUGAUGUCAGUAUUAUAGUUUGUAUGUUUGAUUUGAUUGUUUGACAGGGUGAUGAAUUCCGAUGUUUUACUGAGUGAAGUUGAUCAGAAGCAAUGUGUAGAUUGCAACCACUAGUGUAUUUUAGUCAAAAUUAAUGAGAUAUAGUUACAACAAACUCAAAUUUGUGGUUCCUUUCAGCAAAAUGGCCACAAGAAUCAACAUUCGUAGUGCUAGGUAUUUGGGAAUGAGAUAUUCAUACAAAACAAAUUCAAUGUUCAAAUUAGAUUCUCAUUUAAUGUGCUUGUAGUCUUGAGCACAAAGAUACAUAUUUUCACAAAAUGAUAAUUAUGUGUUUUCAAAUUGUUUUUUGAAAAGAUAAAUAUCAAUAAUGAAAUAUAUUAAUAUAAGUAGACACUAAUGUGAUAACUUCAAAGCUUUUACAAUUAAUGUAGAGAUAAAAAUUCAUGAAUGAAAAUAUUAGCCUGAUGCUCAUUAAAUGGACACAGAAGAAUGAAAAAUUUGUUAAAGUGAAUAGUGGUCAAUCCAGAAGACUUAAUGAUGAUAUAUGUAAAUCAUUUUGAAAGGGAUUUUCAGUAACUUUGCAUGAGAAAUGUGAAACUAGGAGAAGAGAGUGAUAUUUAGAUGAUUUUUCAAUGUACCAUGGAAAAGAUUGAAGAGUGCCGUUAAAUAGAAGGAAUACGUAGAGAGAUCUGUGAAUAAACACAGAUCAGGUUUUAAGGAGUAUAGAAUUUUCAUGGAUGCAGUUUUAGGGAGGUAACAGAAUUAGUAUGGAUGCAAUUUUAGGGAGUUUAUGGAAUGUGCAUGGAUGCAGAUUUAUUUGACUGUAUGGCAGUGGUAUUUGAUUUCAAAAGGGCAUUACUUGAUGACCCCACAGGGUGCCAGUAGCUGUAUGGUAAGAAUGUAUUUUUAGUUCAGCAUGUUUGAGAAAUUAUCAGCAAUUAUGAAUAGUUUCUUAGGUUUUGCUUUGUUGUACAUUCCUACGAUAUAACAAUUUAUAGUGUGUUCUGUUUCUAUAUACAUACAAAACAAUCAAUGUCUGCAAUUGUAUUUUGUGAUGAGGAUUAAUUCUGUGCAAUAAUUACCACACUCUACUCUAGAUUUGAACCAACUCCAAGACUUGAGAAACAUUUUCAAGCAAUAUUAAGGUUAUUUCAACAUCCAUCUCAAUACAUACCUGAAUGUUGUAACUUUCAAAUUCAAGUUAAAGCCACUGUAUCUCUAUGUUGUAAAUGCAUAGGAUUAAAGUUGCAACUUUUUUAUGAUCACAAACAAGGUUAAAUGGGCACAUGUCAUAUUGUGACGUUAACUUUGAUUGGCAGAAUCUUUGUUGUAAACAAUGUUUUCAUAUAUGAUCUAAUUGACUGUCAUGGAAAUAUUGAUAAUGGAUGGAUGUGUCCAAACAGAAUGCAACAUAAAACUAAAACUCACCCGGCAGAUUAGAAGUCUGUGAAAGUCCUUCAGAAAACAGUAGAUCUUGAUAUGUGUUCAGUAUUGUGUUUAGCUUUGUGUCGGUCAAGAUCAGGUAGUAAAGGUAAAGGAGUUUACUUAUUGAUUAUGUCUACUUUACAUAUUGAUUAUGUCUACUUUACAUAUUGAUUCCCCACAUACAUGAUGCAGGUGUAACUUGUCAAGGCCGUGGUUGAUGAUCCUCACUACAGGAAUAGUACAUAUUACCCACUCAGGUUUUGUAUUAACUGUUAUCAAUACACAAGAUAUUUCCUUUGUAGCAUUGGGUUAAUUAUGGGUUAAUGUUUGAGAGGCAUUUAGAAAAAUCCAAUCUGAACAUUUAUUGUGCAGGAACAUUUGCCUUCUGUAUAACUGUAGCAAAAUAAGUUUCAGUGUUGCGGGAUAAAAAUAACAUCAGUGUACAGUAAUAAAACAUGUUCACCUAAAUUUAUGCAAAAGAUGACUGUCCAUUAAUUUUGUUUCAUCCCCAUUAUUUCUCAGUAUUCAGAUUUGCUGGAAAAAAUGGCAGCCAUGUUGAGACAAGGAAAGACAACUCCGAGUAUCAUGUUAACGCCAAGACUUUGUAAUGAUGAAUAUGAAAACGAGAUAUUUGCUGGACAAAAGUUUUGUCUUGAAAGUCUAAGUUUACAUUGCAUGUACCAGGGUAUUUGUUUUUUGCGACCUCACAAUGAUAGACAAAGAAGUUUCAUUCAUUUGGAAAAUAUAUCAUGAUCUUUUGCAAUAUGCAUUGAUUCCUUUAUAGCUUAAAAUGUCCAUCAAAUUACCUUUGUUGGUUUUUUGGGCUUGUAGAUGCUUUGGGUAUAGAUACACUACAUGUAUUGUGAUGAGUUAGACAACAAAUUCAGUGUAACUGUAAAUCUUAUCUUCAAAAUAUGUCAGAGACAGGUCUAUGACAUUGUCUGACGAAAAUCAUCAUGAUCUCAUGUCAACAAACUGUAGUAUGUGAAGAUGCUUGUUGCCGCACAUAGCAUUUAGGCAUGUGUUAAGACAUUUAGGAAGCAGAUAGAAUUUCUUAUACCAUAUACUAACAUGGUGGAGUCAACCUUAAACUUGAUAUAUAUUUUCUACAAAUUUAUCAUCUUAUUUCCCAUGUAAUAUAGAUUUAUAGUGAUAUUUUCCAUAAUAUCACAUUGAUGUGGUUUAUAUUGGUAGUUUCUGAGUAUCAUACAUCAGGCAAAUACGACUUUUUUCAUAGAAUCUGGACAAGAUGAUUUCAGUUCAGUUAUUAAGAUAUAUGCUGCUCAGUAGUGAAAAAGGCGACCAACUGUUCAGGGAUCAAUCAAGUUUUUUCAAUCAAAAUUUAUUCGAAGACAUUCCAGUCAUUAAAAUAUAUAUACUGUAUUUCAUAUUUUUCUGCUAAACUGGUCAUAGACCAGGAGAGCUUAUACAAUGGGGUGUUUUCCUUCUUGCUUACAUUGGGGCGGUGGGGUAGUCCAGUGGUUAAAUUGUUCACGUGUCCCGUCGCAGACCCCGGGUUCGAUUCUCCACAUGGGUACAAUGUGUGAAGCCCAUUUCUGGUGUCUCCUGCCAUGAUAUUGCUGGAAUAUUGCUAAUAGCAGCGUAAAACAAAACUAACUCACUCCUGCUUACAUUUGUCAACUCUUUGGAUUCUUGGUGUACACAAAUGUUGACGGAUUUAUAAACCUUACAGUCAGUGAUGAAGUUGGUAGUAUUUGGCUUUGAGCAUUCUGAAAUAUGUGAUGGUCUGUGAGGGACAAAUAUUCUGACAAGACUUCCUAAAGUUGAUUCUGCAAAUAUUGAGAAAUUCAGUUUGUAGAAUGAUUAUGGCUGCAAUAUUUACCACCUGUUGAGCAAGAUCUGAAACAAUCUGUGGUUAUGAAUCCUUAGAUGAAGACAAUGUUGUUAUUUCUUAGAUGAAGACAGUAUUAUGAAUAUAGUUAUCCACAUUGGUGUUACAUCUUGGAGAUGCUAAACAUAUGAAAUCCUGUUAAGAAACGAGUCAUGUGGCAUUACUUUCAUUUUUCAUGUAGCACAUUUGCAGUGACUUUGCAGCAAGAUUGGAGUGAUCUGUGAUGUGUUUUUGAACAGGGUUCCUUAAAGAAUUGUUGCAUUUUCAGUUUAGCAGUACACAUAUAUAUUUCCUGUGUUUGUUUGAAGUAUUGGCCAGUUUGUAUUUAAAAUUAUUUUAUUAGUUAGCUGCAUUUUCACUUAUACAAUUCAACUUUUCAAACUGAUAACAGGAUUUGUGUGUCAUGAAAAGAAAUAUCUCUAUUAAAAGGGGAGUAUUUCUUGGAGAGGUCAGGGAGGCUGAUCUGGGAAUAAAUGUACCAACUUGCCAA
Messenger RNA from Haliotis rubra (blacklip abalone), 6040 nucleotides. Its product is annotated as diacylglycerol O-acyltransferase 1-like. NCBI's taxonomy places the organism in Eukaryota, Metazoa, Mollusca, Gastropoda, Lepetellida, Haliotidae. The transcript has 16 exons. Gene Ontology annotation, cellular component: endoplasmic reticulum membrane. Gene Ontology annotation, biological process: triglyceride biosynthetic process. Gene Ontology annotation, molecular function: diacylglycerol O-acyltransferase activity. The record is from RefSeq and is a predicted model, not a curated record. Bases 431 to 2158 code for a protein of 575 amino acids.